Impatiens glandulifera is the source of this 1071-nucleotide messenger RNA. Its product is annotated as endo-1,3;1,4-beta-D-glucanase-like. NCBI's taxonomy places the organism in Eukaryota, Viridiplantae, Streptophyta, Magnoliopsida, Ericales, Balsaminaceae. Gene Ontology annotation, molecular function: hydrolase activity. The transcript is spliced from 7 exons. The record is from RefSeq and is a predicted model, not a curated record. The coding region runs from base 192 to 914 and encodes 240 amino acids.
UUUUGUUGUGUUAUGAACCAGAGUUGACCUUUUUUUUUCUUUUGGAAAAAUAAAAUUGGUUUCUUUUUAUAAAAUGUAUAUUAUUAUAUCUGCCGGCCGUCUGCAUACUCGAGAAGAAGAUCUCUCUUUUCUUUCUUUCUUUCUUUGUGCAGAAUAGGGAGAGGAGAAUUGAGACAUAGAGUCAUAGUAGUAUGUCGUCUUCAGAGUGCUUUGAGAACCCACCAAUCCUGAGCUCAACGUUCGGUAAAGGGAUCGUGAAAGAGCUCGGAGGACUCAAGACCUACGUUGCCGGGACUGAUCAUUCAAAGCUUGCCAUCGUCCUCAUCUCUGAUAUCUUUGGUUAUGAAGCUCCAAAUUUGAGGAAAGUAGCAGACAAAGUAGCAGCAGCUGGAUUUCUAGUAGUUGUUCCUGAUUUCUUCAAUGGCGAACCUUAUGACUUGGACAACCCAGCAAUGAAUCGAGAAUCAUGGAGAAAGGCUCACCCCACGGACAAAGGAUACGAAGAUGCCAUAACCGUUAUUGUUUCCUUGAGAGAACAAGGUGUAACUUCCAUAGGAGCUGCAGGUUUUUGUUGGGGAGGUGUUGUAGUGGCAAAAUUGGCCAAGACUGAUCACAUUCAGGGUGCAGUCAUACUCCAUCCAGGCCGCAUCCCAGAAGAUGAAGUUCCUGAGAUCAAGAUUCCAACUGCUAUACUGGGAGCUGAGAUUGACCAUGCUUCACCGCCUGAUCAACUGAAACGCUUUGGAGAAAUUCUUGCUGCUAAAUCUGAGGUGAUGGAUAGUUUUGUGAAGAUAUUUGCUGGGGUAGGGCAUGGAUGGACGAUGAGGUACAACAGGGAGGAUAAAUGGGCUGUCAAGAGUGCAGAGGAUGCCCUACAAGACAUGCUUAACUGGUUUAUUAAACAUGUUCAUUAACUAUUCCAAAAAGUAGGUGUCUCUUAAUGGGCUGUGUUUGUUAUAAAAUAAGUGCUUACUUACACCACCUCAGUGAAAGCCCACACAAAAUUGAAUCAACAUGUUUUGCUUAAUAUUAUUAUUAUUAUUAUUAUUAUUAAUUGUGAAAACUAGGGUU